Tetrahymena thermophila SB210 is the source of this 1206-nucleotide messenger RNA. Its product is annotated as RNase P subunit p30. The record is from RefSeq and is a predicted model, not a curated record. Gene Ontology annotation, biological process: tRNA processing. The transcript is spliced from 8 exons. Lineage: Eukaryota; Ciliophora; Oligohymenophorea; Hymenostomatida; Tetrahymenidae. Gene Ontology annotation, cellular component: nucleolar ribonuclease P complex. Gene Ontology annotation, molecular function: RNA binding.
AUGUCUUACGAUCUUAAUCUAAAAUGCGCAGAUCCUAAAAAUACUGCACUUGAUUUUAGAUAUAUUUCUCUUUUAACAAGUUGUAUUUAAGAUGAUUAUACUUGUGUUGCUUUGAAUCAAGAUCAUAAUGAUAUGAAUACUUAAAUUAAACCUUGCUCAAUCUAAUUAGUUUCAAAUUAAACUCUGCAACAAAGCGUCGAGAAGUCAAUGAAUAUGUAAAAAGAUUUACCAAAUGUCUCAAAAUUUGAACAAUUAAAAAGGAUUACUCUAGAAAUAAAUGAUGGAAAGUAUCUUCCAUAACUCAAAUCAAAUACAGCUUUAGCUACCUACGAUAUUAUAGCUAUUAAAACUAGAAACGAAAAAGUUUUUCACUCACUUUGCAUAGAUUAUGAUGAUUAUGAUAUAUUGUGCUUUGAUAUGAGUGAGAGACUUCCCUUUAUCCCUAAAAGAGGGUGGAUUUAGGAAGCUGUUAGAAAAGGGAUAUCUUUUGAAAUAUGUUAUUCAGAAGCUAUAGAAGAUCCAGCAAAAAAGAGAACAGUUUUAGCAAAUUGCAUCAACAUUGUAAAAAUGACUAAAGGAAAGAACAUUAUUUUUUCAAGCUCUUGUUCCUCAGACUUUGAUCAUCGUUCUCCUUUUGAUAUAAUAAUGCUUGGAACUUUAAUAGGACUUACUAGAGAUUAAACUCAUGAUGCUUUGAAAAAGUUUCCCUCCAAUUGCAUUAAAAGAUCAAGAUAUCGUAAAACUUAUGAAGGAACUAUAAGUCAUGCAAGCAAAAAUGAUAUGGAAGAAUUCAAAAAAAAGAAUGAAGCUUAAAUUGAAAGAAUUUAAAAAAAGGUGAAAAAAAAUGAAGAAAUAUCAUAAUAAAUAUAGUCAAGUGCAGAUAAAAAUAAUUUAAAACUUAAACUACUAGAAAGAAAUAAGAAAAUUUCAGUAAUGGAAAAUAAGAGCAAUAUACUCUUUGACAAAGAAUCAUAAAAAAUAGAUUUUGAUCCUAACCAAAAUGUUUUUUUAAAUCCAAAAAGAGUAAAAUAUCCUACCAACCCAAAUAAUUAAAAAGAGAGCAACUAAAUGUAGAUUGAAGAAGAAAAGAAAAAUUAACCUACAGACAUCAAAUAAAACAAUAGCAACAAUAAUAAUAAUACUUCAGUCUAAGAAAAUAAAGAAGAAUAAAAACCAAAACUUUUAAGUUUUAGUAUUACAAAUUGA